AUGUUACAAGUGAAUUAUCUCUGGCGGUUCAGUGUGUCCAAACUUAUUUUCCUUUUUUUCCUUCCCCUAUGGAUCGGAUUUUUGAACCAUGUUAGUGUUCUACAUGAAAAUACAGCGUUGAAGUCAAGUGUUGUGGGAUCCCUAAGACAAUUAUCCACCAUAUCAAAAAUUGUAAAGCAUUAUUAUCCGCAAGCUAAACUAAAGGGAAUAAGUGAACAAGGGGAGAAUGAGGGGGAGGACGAAGGGGAGAACAAGGGGGAGGAUGCGGACAUAGUUGCAGAAUUAAAGACAUUAACGAUGUUAAGAAAUAAAGUCAAAACUGGAAUCUCAAGUCGGAAAAACAUAAUAAAUAACCUUAACCUGUAUACACAAUUUUUAACAAAGGUGAGAAAAAAAAUGAUGAAUAAAUUAUCAGAAGAGUUAUCUCGGAUAGCUAGAGAAAAUGGAAUAUCCGAGAAAGAGAAAAAGAAAUUAUGGAAUGAAUGUGAAAAAUCAAUAGAUCAACAAUUUGAACAUGUGAAGAAAUGCUAUGGUGAUAUUGUUCAUGUUUAUUCUAAUGCUAGGUGGAUAUUGGGAAUAGUCUCCUCCAGUGUGUUAAGUAAUUAUAUUAAAGUGUGGGAAAGUGUUUUAUUUAAUAAUGAAAAAAAGUGGAGUGAGAUUUUUGUGCAGAGAAUACUACAAAAUAAUUCUUCGGCCGUAACGCAGAAUGCAGAUUUGAGUAACGGCGGCAAUGUGGAGAAGGGGAAGGCAGCCGUUCAUUGUUAG
Molecule: messenger RNA, 765 nt
Organism: Plasmodium cynomolgi strain B
Lineage: Eukaryota; Apicomplexa; Aconoidasida; Haemosporida; Plasmodiidae
Product: RAD protein
Exons: 3
Coding region: 1-765 (254 amino acids)
Source: RefSeq, a predicted model, not a curated record